Molecule: messenger RNA, 1374 nt
Organism: Purpureocillium takamizusanense
Lineage: Eukaryota; Fungi; Ascomycota; Sordariomycetes; Hypocreales; Ophiocordycipitaceae
Exons: 1
Coding region: 187-1017 (276 amino acids)
Molecular function (GO): acyltransferase activity, transferring groups other than amino-acyl groups
Source: RefSeq, a predicted model, not a curated record
AUCAAGACCACGCUAUGUCUCCAGACCCAAGCGCGGCCUACAGUCUAGGCGGGCAGACGAUUGAAAAGGCUCAGGAAGGUCAAGAUAUGUGCGCAAAUCUGUAAUCAAGGCCACAUCGGCUGGGGAAUACGCAACCAGGCCGCCGCCGCUUCAUCUCCACCGCCAACAGCAUUGAGGCGUGUCAGCAUGGAAACAACACCCAUCCCCCGAACAGCGCUCAGGCCGAUAAGCGUCAAGACGACGCUCCCCGCGCUCCCGUACCCGCCGCUCGCGUCCCGGCCCGUCAUCAAGACGGCGCGCCUGCUCAUCCGGCCCUUUACGGCGACGGACCUCGACGCCCUGCACACGCUCCGCACGCAGCCCGAGGUGAUGGCGUGGAUGCCCCUCGGCCAGGUCGACGGGGACCUCGAAAAGACCAAGGCCGUGCUCGCGGCUAAGCUCCUCCACGACGACAGAAACUACAGCUUCGCCAUCUGCCUGGCGGCGCCCUCCUCCACGGGCGAGGAGGAGGAGGAGCAUGAGCUCAUCGGUACCGGCGGCUGCCACUCCCGCGGCGGGGGCAUGCUCGGCUGGCCGGAGGUUGGGUACAUGCUGCGGCGGGAGCACUGGGGCCGCGGUUACGGGACGGAGUUCCUGGAGGGCUUCAUGGAGGCGUGGUGGGCGCUGCCGCGGUGUGAAGUCGCUGCGCUCACUGUGGAUGCGAGUACCGUCGCUGAGGAUGAGCUGCUCGCGGCGGACGACGCCGCCGCCGCCGCCGCCGCUGCUGCUACUACUGCCGAUGACGAUGGCGAUGACAAGGAGGACACGGCGGCAGCAGCGGCAGUGACGGCGGUGGAGUGCAUCUCGUCUUUUACGCGCGAGGACAACCGGGCGAGCCGUCGGGUGAUGACCAAGGCGGGCAUGAGCCUCGUCAAGAUCUGGGAGGUGGUGGACAUGCGCGAUGGGAAGACGCCGAUUGACUUGUACGGCUACGUUGCGCGGAGGCCCGUCGCCGCCGCCUCCCGCCCAUCUGACUGACUGACUGACUGACUGACUGACUGCUUGAUGAGCCGCGAUGACGGACAUUUGUGCUGUGGCUGAAGUGCUCCUGCUUUGCUCCUCGUGUCUUUUUUUUUUCUCUCGGCUCUAUUCGGUAAGCUUCUUUGCUAGGCUCUCGGGAGGGCUUCACUCACGCAGGAACUGUCUACUCGCUGUGUGAGGAAGUGCUCUCAUGAACCCGGUGAGUGUUGUCCGUUAACAGUCCGGCAGGGUCUUGGUGACCACCUUGACAUACAUGUAUGUACAUUGUGUGCGUUCGAGUCCGGGUUGCACUACGCAAAUGCUUUUGUAUCUGCUUGUGAAGAUAUAUACCUUUUAUAUUAUUGUAUUCGCUGC